Molecule: messenger RNA, 1363 nt
Organism: Corylus avellana
Lineage: Eukaryota; Viridiplantae; Streptophyta; Magnoliopsida; Fagales; Betulaceae
Product: GDSL esterase/lipase At2g04570
Molecular function (GO): hydrolase activity, acting on ester bonds
Source: RefSeq, a predicted model, not a curated record
CAGUGUGGUGAAUAGAGAAAGUUGAGGGCUCUUUCUGACAGAGGAGUACUUGCUGGCAUAAUGGCGUACAUGCAUGCGAUCAUUUGGCUCCUCCUAUCUCAAUUCCUAGUACUUUGUUCUAAAAUUGGUGCCAAAGUUCCUGCUCUUAUCGUCUUUGGGGACUCAUCCGUUGAUGCUGGAAACAACAACCAGAUUCCAACCAUUGCCAGGAGCAAUUUCGAGCCUUAUGGUCGUGACUUUCCCGGCGGCAAGCCGACUGGAAGGUUCUCCAAUGGGAAGAUUCCGACGGACUUUAUCUCUGAGGCCUUUGGUCUCAAGCCAAUAGUUCCAGCCUACUUGGAUCCUGCAUAUAACAUUUCAGACUUUGCAACUGGAGUUACUUUUGCUUCUGCUGGUAGUGGCUAUGACAAAGAGACUUCUAAUGUUCUUUCUGUGAUAGCACUUUCGAAGGAAUUAGAGUACUAUAAGGAGUAUCAGACGAGGCUGAGAGGCUAUCUUGGAGAAGCCAAAGCAAACGAAAUAAUAAGCGAAUCUUUACACAUAAUGGGCUUAGGAACCAAUGACUUCCUGGAGAACUACUACGCCUUCAACAGCCGCCGGCAAUCCCAAUUCACCGUCCCCCAGUACGAAGAUUUUCUGAUCGGAAUCGCCGGAAAUUUCAUCAAGGAACUAUACGGUCUAGGAGCUCGGAAAAUAUCACUGGGAGGGUUGCCUCCAAUGGGGUGCCUGCCACUGGAGAGAGCCGAAAAUAUGAUGGGUGGCGGCGAGUGCUCGGAGAGGUACAACAGCGUUGCUUCGGAGUUCAACGUCAAGUUGAACAAAUUGACAGUUGAGAUGAGGAAGGAGCUUCCCGGAAUCAAGCUGGUUUUUUCAAACCCCUACGACAUAUUCUUGCACAUAAUAAGAAAGCCUUCGUUGUAUGGAAUUCAGGUAACGUCAGUGGCGUGUUGUGCAACGGGGAUAUUCGAGAUGGGUUAUGCAUGCAAUAGAAAUAAUUUACUGACAUGCACAAAUGCGGACGAAUAUGUGUUUUGGGAUGCCUUCCAUCCAACACAGAAAACCAGUAGCAUCAUCUCCAGUUAUCUAGUCAAGACUGCUUUGGCUCAGUUCCUUUGAUUUACGUUUUUUUAUAUAUAUGCAUACCCCACCGACAUUGCCAUAUAUAUUGUUCAUAUAUAUAUGCUUUAAACACUAGCGAUAUGUAGUAUUAUAGCAUAUCGUCUAUAUAUCAAACGAUAAAUGGCUUGUAACUAUAACUUGCUUCCUUCUGCUUCAGAACCUCAUCGAUCUCGAUCUGCUAUUUGUUUUUAUGUAUGUAUGCAUGUUAUAUAUGCGACAGAAAUUGCACGCUUUGCACACUUUC